UGUGUGGGCGUGUCCUGCGCUGCAAAGUAAUUCCAGCCUGAGUUACUGAAGCUUCUCCUACUUUGGAAAAGUAGAGUUUCCGACCUAUGCCUCGCUAAGCGCGUCGGUUUCCUCAAAAUAAAGCACUUUUAGUUUUUCUUUCUGCGCUGCUUUGUUUUUAUCAUGGUUAACAGCCAUGUUGUCCCUCUGCUCUUUCUCCUCUGCAUCGCAUUCACUGCCCAGUCUGAGCUGGAGACAGAUGAAGUAAUUCCCAGGCUGCUGUAUGGCCAGGAGGCGCACCUAUCCGACCACACUACCCGCACCCUGCGCCGCGGUCAGCGCUCCCUGGACGCCGCGAGAGAAGGACGCUCGGAACCAGAAAACAUCAUCGUCUUACUGCCCGCUUUCGGAAGCAACCUGCAUUUAAAUCUAACGCGGGAUAGCACGUUUCUGUCCAAGGACUUUGUAGUAGAGGAGAGGUACAAGGGGGAAAGCGCAGUGGUAAACAGCUUAUCCAAGAACCAGCUAUGCUUUUAUUCUGGAGCCAUCAUUAACCAUACAGACUCUCUGGCAUCAGUUAGCACCUGCGGUGGUCUGAUGGGUUUUAUCCAGAUGGGAGAGGAGAGCCUGUUUAUCCAGCCUGCUGUUGUACAUGACCCAUCCCUGUCAUUCUCCGGUCUUAAACACCAGCUUCUGCGGCAAUCACGUUCAGCCAAGACCAAAUCUGGUCUAGAUUUUAAGCGGUCCAACUACUGUGGGGCUGUACAAGGAAGGAAGAAAGAAAGCAGUUCAAGAGUUCAAGAGAAUGAGGAGGGUCGUGGGAAGAGAGAUGCCAUUCGCCUGCACGAAGUCUACACUCUGGAGACAGUGGUGGUAGCAGAUUCGGACAUGGUCCAGUACCAUGGUGGUGAGGCAGCACAGAGGUUCCUAUUGACUGUUAUGAAUAUGGUCUACAAUAUGUUUCAUCACCCGAGUCUCAGAGUUAGACUAGACAUUCGAGUCACCAAGCUGAUGCUGCUUUACAACCGCCCAGAAAAGCUAAAGGUGGGCCAUCAUGGAGAAAGAUCUCUGGAGAGCUUCUGUCACUGGCAGCAUCAAGAAUUUGGUGGGCCUUGGUACCUUGGUACCAACCAUGUUCCCGGUGGAAGAGAUGAUAUCCCUCCAGUGGACAGUGCUGUAUUGGUCACCAGAACAGAUUUCUGUGUUCACAAAGAUGAGCCAUGUGAUACUGUGGGUAUUGCUUAUCUGGGUGGUGUCUGCAGUGCGAAGAAGAAGUGUGUGUUAGCUGAGGACAAUGGUCUCAAUUUGGCUUUCACUAUUGCUCAUGAGCUGGGACACAACAUGGGAAUGAGCCAUGAUGAUGACCACGCCACCUGCAUUGGCUAUUCCCAUAUAAUGUCUGGUGAGUGGGUGAAAGGAAGAAAUCCCAGUGAUCUUUCCUGGUCGUCCUGCAGUCGCAAUGACCUGGAGAAUUUCCUCAGAUCAAAAACCAGCACCUGCCUACUUCACACAGACCUCAGGAGGCGUUACCAGGUCCAGCUGCCCCCCAAGCUGCCCGGCAUGCACUACAGUGUGGUUGAACAGUGCCAGAUCCUUUUUGGAACCAAUGCAACCUUCUGCAGUGAAAUGGAGCACCUCAUGUGUGCUGGGCUGUGGUGCUUAAUAGAGGGAGAGACAUCCUGCAAGACUAAACUGGAUCCUCCCCUGGACGGAACGGAGUGUGGGGCAGACAAGUGGUGCAGGGCAGGCGAAUGUGUCAGUAAGACUCCCAUCCCUCAGCAUGUGGAUGGUGACUGGAGUCCAUGGAGCCAGUGGAGCUUGUGCAGCAGGACCUGUGGUACUGGAGUCCAGUUCAGACAGAGGAAAUGUGACAACCCUCCACCUGGUCCAGGUGGGCGACACUGCCCACAGGCCAGUGUGGAACACAAGGCCUGUGAAGCCCCUCCCUGUCCCAAGGGGUCACCCAGCUUCAGAGAUUUGCAGUGUCUAUCCUAUAACCAACAAGCCAACAAGAAGGGCGGCAUGCUGACUGCUAUUGUUAAUGACGAUAAGCCAUGCAUGUUGUUCUGCAGCCCAGUGGGCCGAGACGUCCCAGUUCUGAUGGCUGACAGAGUAAUGGAUGGGACUCCCUGUGGACCGUAUGAGGUGGACCUGUGUGUUAAUGGAAGAUGUCAGAAAAUCGGCUGUGACAGCAUCAUUGGCUCAUCUGCUAAAGAGGACCGCUGCGGUGUUUGUAAUGGAGAUGGACGGUCCUGUAAAAUAGUGACAGGGGACUUCAACCACACUAGGGGAAUGGCUCUCAAAGACUCAAGUAAGAGGUCCAUCAACAAUGACUGGAAAAUUGAACUUCCAGGAGAAUUUGAGCUGGCUGGAACCACUGUGCGCUAUGUUAGAAGAGGAAUAUGGGAGAAGAUGUCUGCCAAGGGACCCACUAAGACUCCUUUAUAUCUAAUGGUACUGCUGUUUCAUGACCAGAGCUAUGGGAUCCACUAUGAGUACACAGUGUCUUUAAACACAGGUCAGAACAGGAGCAGUGAGGAACAAAGGGAACCAGAGUAUCUCUACAUCUGGACACAUAGCAGCUGGCAAGACUGUAAUGUCCAUUGUGGAGGAGGAGAGAGGAGGACAGUGGUUUCAUGUAUGAGGAUAGUCAACAAAACUAUGGAGGUUGUCAACAAUAGUUACUGUCAACCUGAAAACCGACCGCAACCGCAAGUACGUCUCUGCAACACUCACCCCUGCCAGUACCGGUGGAUGACAGGUGAGUGGGGGCCUUGCUCUGUCACUUGCGGUAAAGGUCAUCAGCAGAGGGAGGUGUUGUGUCUUUACCACCUACAGAAUGGUUCAGUCAUCCACACCAGGGACCUGUACUGCCAAGGAGGAAAACCUCCUGUUUUACAGGGCUGCGAGGGCCGCCUUUGCCUCACAGCGUGGGAGGCUUCAGAAUGGUCCAAGUGUUCAUCAAAUUGUGGUCAAGGUGUCCGCAGACGUACAGUGUUGUGUACAAACCCUCAGGGUCUGUGUGAUCCAUUAUCCCAGCCAACUCAAGAAGAAUAUUGUGAGGACUUCUCCAAAUGUUACGAAUGGAAAACCGGAGACUGGUCCAAGUGCUCAUCAUCCUGUGGAAAGGGACUGCAGUCACGGGUGGUUCAGUGUAUGCACAAGGUGACCGGUCGACAUGGUAACAACUGCUCUGUGAUGCUGAGACCACCAACAUAUCGAUCCUGUCACAGUGGGAACUGUGAUGAGAAAAUUAAUGCAAAUACCAUCACCUCCCCUAGGCUAGCUGCUCUGACCUACAAGUGCUUGGGGGACAGGUGGACAGUGUACUGUCAUGUGAUCCGGGAUAAAGACCUUUGUCAGGACAUGAGGUGGUACCAACGAUGCUGUGAAACCUGUCGGGUCUUUUAUGCUAACAAAAUACUGCACAAGCGCUAAUAACCAAAAGCACAUACUCCCUUUUAAAUGUUAUAUAAUACUGAUAAAUAAUCUACAGAAAUUCUUUGGGUUUUUUUUUAUUUAAAACAAAAAAGGUAAGUAUACAUAAAUGUAUACUGGAAACAAGAAUAUUUAGCUUGUAAUUUCAAUGCACAUUAGAAAAUAUCUGAUAUUUUACUUGCUGUAGACAAAAACAAAGAACAAACUUUAUUGUACGCAGCAACUGACAAAUGUGUGUUAUAUAAUAACCUGGCAGGUCCACUAAAUAACAUGUGAUUCAGAGUAAGCAUGAACUUUCCCCUCUCCUUCUUUUGUAUUGUUUCUGUUAUAUAGCAAAUUUCAAAUCAUUGGUCACUUUUUUAAUGUUUAAGUAACAUUAUGUAAGUAUUAAUAAAUUACUGUAAUAUGUGCCUAUGAUCAGGAGCCACUGUAAAAUACUGUAGAACUCUACUGAAUCACUCCAGCUUAUAAUAGAAGACACACUGAUCUUACUCGGGUGUGGAAAGCUCAUGUAGCAGAUAACGAUGAAAACAAAUUCUGGGGCUCUGGUAGUGUUUGGUUUGCGCUCAGUCAUUCUCCACCACCCUAAGGGGGGUGUUCCAUUUUGACCUUGGGACUUUAGGCUAUAUUUGGCACAGAUAUCCCUGUAUACUAUGCCAGCCAUGCCCUGUCUGCUAGCAUCUUGGGACCUCUUUGCACAGCCUGCACCUGAGGUCUUGCCUGGUGUGGUAGAUCCCAGCCUCUAUCAAUCUUGCUUGUUCCUGUGCAGACAUGAUUAGUGCCUCUGUGCCUUCCAAAAUGGUUCCUCUACUUGCUCUUCUUCUUUCUCAAGUUACUGCCGCCUGAGAUAUUCAGAGCUGGUUGGUUUCGGUGAUGGUCACACCUUGAGAGCGUACUUCACGUAUUCUUGGUAAUCGACCAAAAGGGUCCAGUUUUCCAGCUGCCAUACUGAACACCUUGAACGCAUCAGUUUUUUGGGGGGGGCUUGGUAUCCAUCUCAGAGGGUGGGGAUCACAAUAUCUCGUCCUGACCUAAAGUCCUGGCUUCCCCUUGCCGUAGCGUUCAUGUACCUCAUUGAUCUCUAGUUGUGAUAGCAGUUGCUGUCAAUUUUGAUCCUGGUAGUUUUUGUUUUUAUAAAGUUGUGCAAAGGAAUUAGGUCAGCUAAUCUUUUUUAGUUUGAUAGUAAGAUUUUACAAUUCAAUCAUUUAAACUGCCUGUAGUGAUCAGGAGCAAGAAUAUAACUAUUUCACUAGCAGUAUCUGAUUAGAUGCACCAAGACCUGAAGCUAGUUAACCUGUAUAGUUGCAUAUACAGCUAAACACAAGUCAGAACCAGUAUUUGUUGUAGACACAGCUGACAAUUCUGUUCAGCCUGUUCAAACCUCACUGGUGCUGCUUCUUCCUCUUUUAAAACUGCCAAUCAAAAGUUAUAAGCACUUAUUUUCCUCAGUAUGAGGUGCUCAAAAGAACAUCAGUUACUAGUGUGAUUACUAUCCAGAUAAAAUAGCCAGAUAUAAUAUUUUUUCUCAAAUGGCCAAAAAAUGUAAUACUUGAUGAAUUUUAUGGGGUUUUUAAUGCUUUUAGCUGUAAGACUAGAAGGUGCUGUAUGAAUGCCAGUUCAUGUCCCUUAUACAGUCAGGGAGAACACAUGCGUGUUGGUGUGUAUAUCAUCAUAUGAUAAACGUGUUUUACAGUUGGUUGAAUGGUGCUAUCUUAUAACUUGUUUCACAUUUGUGGAAUUCAGAUUAUGUCUGUGUAUGAUCCUUACAAUUAAUGGCUGUCUGCUUUUAUUUGUUGGUGGAUUGAUACCAUUGUUUUGACAAUACUUUUUUUCUUAUGGUAUAAAUAUUCUUUAUUAUUCUUGUACUGUUCUUUGUUAGUUGCACAUACACCAUGUUUGAUUAAUAAAAUUUCAAUAGUAAGUGUUUUUCACCGUGCUGAUUGAGAG
This is a messenger RNA of Pundamilia nyererei, 5364 nucleotides long. RefSeq names its product ADAM metallopeptidase with thrombospondin type 1 motif, 17 (gene adamts17). Gene Ontology annotation, cellular component: extracellular matrix. Gene Ontology annotation, molecular function: metalloendopeptidase activity. The record is from RefSeq and is a predicted model, not a curated record. Bases 163 to 3417 code for a protein of 1084 amino acids. Gene Ontology annotation, biological process: extracellular matrix organization; proteolysis. The transcript has 22 exons. NCBI's taxonomy places the organism in Eukaryota, Metazoa, Chordata, Actinopteri, Cichliformes, Cichlidae.